This is a messenger RNA of Pistacia vera, 2757 nucleotides long. RefSeq names its product protein argonaute 4A-like. Gene Ontology annotation, molecular function: RNA binding; protein binding. The transcript has 22 exons. Lineage: Eukaryota; Viridiplantae; Streptophyta; Magnoliopsida; Sapindales; Anacardiaceae. Gene Ontology annotation, cellular component: cytoplasm. Bases 1 to 2721 code for a protein of 906 amino acids. The record is from RefSeq and is a predicted model, not a curated record. Gene Ontology annotation, biological process: regulatory ncRNA-mediated post-transcriptional gene silencing.
AUGGGAUCUCCAGCUAAAGGACUAGAAUCUCUGCCACCACCUCCACCUGUUAUCCCUUCAGAUAUUGUGCCCCUGCAAGUUCCUGAAGCAUCAAAGAAAGUAAAAGCUCCACAACGUCUCCCAAUGGCAAGGCCUGGUGUUGGAAAAGCAGGGAAGGAGAUUGAUCUUUUGGCCAAUCACUUCAAAGUUUAUGUCUCAAAGACAAAUGACGACUACUUCCACUACAAUGUUGCUCUAUUUUAUGAAGAUGGUCAUCCUGUUGAUGGGAAAGAUAUCGGAAGAAGAGUUAUCGACAAAGUUCAGGCCACCUAUGCAUCUGAUCUUGGGGGUAAACGUUUUGCGUAUGAUGGGGAGAAGAGCUUGUUUACUAUUGGUUCUCUGCCAAGUAUCAAGUUUGAGUUCACAGUUGUAAUGGAAGAUACCUCCUUGAAUAGAAUUGGAGGCCAUGACCAUGAUGGAAGUCCAGAAGCAAGUGACCGGAAGCGAAUGAAGCGUCCAUACCGGUCGAAAACAAUCAAGGCUGAGAUUAGUUUUGCUGCAAAAAUCCCUGUACAAUCUAUUGCGAAUGUGCUAAGAGGUCAGCAGUCAGAACAUUUUCAAGAAGCUGUGAGAGUUCUUGACAUCAUACUGAGGCAGAAUGCAGCAAAUCAGGGUUGUCUCCUUGUCCGGCAGUCAUUUUUCCACAACAAUCCUGGGAAUUUCGUCGACUUGGGGGGUGGGGUUUUGGGAUGCAGAGGUUUCCAUUCGAGUAUCCGUGCCACACAGCGAGGUCUAACUUUGAACAUGGAUGUGUCCACUACAAUGAUAGUGAAGCCAGGACCAGUGGUGGACUUUCUCUUGACGAACCAGAAUGUUAAAGAUCCUCAUCAGGUUGACUGGAACAAGGCUAAGAGAAUGCUGAAAAAUCUGAGGAUAAAGACCAAUCACUCUAACAUCGAGUACAAAAUCACCGGAUUAAGUGACUUACCGUGCGGACAGCAAACGUUUGAUUUGAAACAAAAGGGUGGAGGGCAAGAGGGCAAUGAAGUUCAAUCUGUUGAGAUAACAGUCUUUGAUUACUUCGUGAAUCAUCGUGGAAUCAGUUUGCAUUAUUCAGCUGAAUUUCCUUGCAUCAACGUUGGGAAACCGAAGCGUCCAUCAUACUUGCCUCUUGAGCUUUGCACAUUGGUUUCGUUACAGCGCUAUACAAAGGCAUUGACUAAUCAGCAAAGGGCUACACUUGUGGAGAAAUCAAGGCAAAAACCCACAGAACGCAUGGACAUUUUGCGCGAUGCACUGAGGACUAACAACUAUAAUGCUGAUCCACUUCUUCGUUCGUUUGCAAUUUCAAUCGAUAAUCAAUUUACUGAGGUUAGAGGUCGUGUUCUGCCAACCCCUAGCUUAAAAGUGGGAAAUAACAAGGACUUCUAUCCUAGAAAUGGUCGAUGGAACUUCAACGACAAGAAACUAGUGAAUCCAGUGACUAUUCAAACUUGGGCUAUUGUAAACUUCUCUGCUCGCUAUGAUAGGCGCAACCUGUGCAAUACUCUACUCAGAUGUGCAGAAAUGAAAGGAAUUAACUUAAACAGUACAUUUGAGGUUUUCGAAGAGAUUUGUCAAGUUAGCCGAGAGCCAGCUUCAUAUCGAGUAGAUAAAAUGAUUGAAAUGGCUAAGUCGAAACUUCUUGCACCGCCACAGCUUCUUUUGUGUAUUCUUCCUGAAAGAAAGAACUCCGAAAUAUAUGGUCCAUGGAAGAGGAAAUGUCUUGUGGAGCUUGGAGUUCCAACACAAUGCAUUGCACCAAUAAAAAUCAAUGACCAGUACAUUACAAAUGUCCUCUUGAAAAUUAAUGCCAAGCUUGGAGGAAUGAAUUCCUCAUUAAAAAUGGAGAAUUCUACUUUUUUUCCUUUGGUUCCUAAGAUUCCCACCAUGAUUCUGGGAAUGGAUGUGUCACACGGCUCUCCAGGCCGCUCAGAUGUACCAUCUAUUGCUGCGGUGGUUAGUUCCAGAAAUUGGCCAUCAGUUUCUCAUUACCGAGCUUCAGUUCGUACUCAAUCACCAAAAGCUGAGAUGAUUGCUAAUCUUUUCAAUCCUGUAUCUGAUACAAAAGACAAUGGUAUCAUAAGCGAAUUGCUAGAUGAUUUUUAUAAUUCUUCAGGGAAGAAACCGGAUCAGAUCAUUAUUUUCAGGGAUGGAGUAAGCGAAUCGCAGUUCAAUCAGGUCUUAAAUAUGGAACUGCAGCAGAUUAUUGAGGCCUGCAAGUUCAAGGAUGUGAACUGGUCUCCGAGGUUCAUGGUGAUUAUAGCACAAAAAAAUCACCAUACAAAGUUCUUCCAACGAAAUUCACCACAGAACGUUCCACCUGGUACCGUCGUUGACAACAGUAUUUGUCAUCCAAGGAACUAUGACUUCUACCUGUGUGCUCAUGCUGGGAUGAUUGGCACGACUCGACCGGUACAUUAUCAUGUUCUACAUGAUGAACUUGGUUUUUCAGCAGAUGAAUUGCAGGAGCUUGUGCAUUCUCUGUCAUAUGUGUACCAAAGAAGCACCACUGCCGUUUCACUAGUUGCUCCAGUAUGCUACGCCCACUUGGCGGCGGCUCAGAUGGGACAAUUUAUGAAGUUUGAUGAAAUGUCUGAGACAUCAUCUUGUCACAAUGGUGUCACAAGUGCUGCUGCUGUUCCAGUGCCUGAAAUGCCUAGACUGCAUAAAUAUGUCCAUAAUUCCAUGUUUUUCUGUUAAAAAAUUACUGUUCAAUGUUCUGUUAAACAAGCUUUU